AGAGUUAAAACUCAGAAUACUUCCGACAAUGCUUCAGCUCAAAUUGCUCAGUUUGACACUUCUGCUGAAAAUUCCUCCUACAGAGGUAGAGGUCGUGGAGGUUUUAACAGAGGCAGAGGUGGUCGUUCAGGUGGUAGAAGCUCAGUAACUUGUCAAGUUUGUGGCAAAAAUGGUCACAGUGCAAUUGUAUGUUACCACAGAUACAAUCCAGCCUAUACCAUCUCUAAUCCUCAUCCUUCUACUAUACAUCAGCCUCAAAAUCCUUGCUCAAACCAGCCUUACCAACCUCAACAGACUCCUUUUUCAGCACCAAGUCCAUAUCCAAAUCAAUACCAAUACCAAUCAUCUCCUCCAGUCACAGCAAGAUAUUCACCUAAUCCAACUCAUCCAUCACAAUUCAGUACAGUACAACCAGCUUAUCCAUCUUAUACUCCAUCACCUAACCAUCCUUCCCAAUUCAACUCAUCACCUACUGUGCCAACUGCAGCCUGGGCUUCUGCAAAUUCCUCUAUACUUGGACCAGCUCCAAAUACUCAAAACUGGUUCCCAGACUCUAGAGCUACACAUCAUGUCACUGCUGAUCCUCUCAACCUUCAACACAGUGAGCCCAUUGCUACUACUGAUAAGCUUUUUAUGGGCAACGGUCAAGGUUUCUAAACAAAUUCUGCUAUAUGGCAUUCUUGGUGAAGAUGGUCUUUACAAGUUCCAG
Molecule: messenger RNA, 709 nt
Organism: Cuscuta europaea
Lineage: Eukaryota; Viridiplantae; Streptophyta; Magnoliopsida; Solanales; Convolvulaceae
Source: the annotation of a GenBank genome assembly